Molecule: messenger RNA, 1544 nt
Organism: Cryptomeria japonica (Japanese cedar)
Lineage: Eukaryota; Viridiplantae; Streptophyta; Pinopsida; Cupressales; Cupressaceae
Exons: 5
Coding region: 26-1366 (446 amino acids)
Biological process (GO): rRNA base methylation
Molecular function (GO): rRNA (cytosine-N4-)-methyltransferase activity
Source: RefSeq, a predicted model, not a curated record
UAAAUUUACUACAAAUUAAUAAACCAUGGAAUCUCCUCCACUACAGCAGAGCAUGGAAGGUUUUCCUUACUUGACAGGAGCCCCGACCAGUCUGCUGCCCAUCUCAUCGGAUUUUAUGGCUUCCUUACGCGCCUGCAAACUUCAAAUUUUAACUCGCAAUUCCAAAAUGUUGUUUCUCCCAAAUGCUCAGCGCUCUGUAAAAACCUGCUGCACUCUCAACCAUACAAAGACUAGUUUGGCAAAAGACGACGAGUUUGAAGAGUUGAAGAAAGAGAAGCUCGGUGAGGCGCAUUCUCCCGUUCUGUUGAAGGAGGUUUUGAAGGUCUUUGAAGCUCGUCCUCUGGGCUCUUUUGUAGAUUGUACUCUCGGAGCAGCCGGCCAUUCUUCCGCCAUUAUUAAAGCACAUCCUGAGCUACAAAUGUUCAUUGGGCUUGAUGUAGAUCCUGCAGCACAUGAGCAGGCAAAGCCCAAAUUACAGGCGAUCCUUGAUGAAGAUCAAAGUUCAGUGUCUUCAAAUUUGAAACUUAAUAUUGUUUGCAACAACUUUAAAGAGAUCAAGAGUGUUGUGGGACAAGUGGAUAAAACCCUAUUAGUGGAUGGAGUUGAUGGGAUCGUGAUGGACUUGGGCAUGUCAUCAAUGCAGUUAGACAAUGCAGAAAGGGGCUUUAGUGUGCUAUAUGAUGGACCACUUGAUAUGCGUAUGGAUCCUACAGCUCUUCUCAGAGCAGAAGAAAUAGUAAACACAUGGCCCGAAGCAGAGCUGGGACGCAUCUUACGUGAUUAUGGAGAAGAAAGUCGGUGGCGUAUAAUUCAGAGAAAGAUUGCAGAAGCUCGUCUAGCUGGUGGCAUACAUUCUACUUCCGAGUUGGUGGAGCUUGUGCGUAACAUUGCUUUCAAAUUUUCAGGAAGGCAAGGGUGGAUGAAGACAGCUAUUCGUGUCUUUCAAGCAUUGAGAAUUGCAGUAAAUGAUGAACUAACGACUUUAGAAAAUGCUCUUAGUGAGGCUUUCACAUGUCUGUCAUCAAAGGGAAGGCUUGCAGUUAUAUCCUUUCAUAGCUUGGAGGACAGAAUAGUAAAGCAGUCAUUUUUGAACAUCAUUAAUAAGGAUCCUUCUAAAAAAAAUGAUACAGAAUAUGAUGCAAAUUUUGUUCAUAUAUCUGGUAAGACCAGAUAUAAUAAAUACAGAAGAAAAAGAAUAACUCUAGAGGCUUCUAAUGAUGAUUCCUGUGAAGAAUGGAUGCAACACAUAGUAGAAGGCAAAUAUGGCAAGAUUCUAACAAAACGACCUAUAAUACCCAGUAAAGAAGAGGAAAAUGUAAACACGAGAUGUAGGAGUGCAAAGUUGAGAGUGCUGGAGAAAAAUUGAUGUAAAGUCUUGCACCUAUUUUUAGCUGGUUCUUUUCUAGUCAAAAUUCCCAAAGUAAAAUGGUUUCUUUUCCAAUCAAGUAUAUGGGGGGUAUAUCUUAUGCAGUUAUGGUUGUGGUUUCUGUAUUGAUAUUGGUUUUGAAUCGUUUAAUACUACAUAGAUUUUACAUUUUGCAUAA